AAAUCAAGUAAAUAAACAUCUCAUGUAAGUUUAUGGGUGGGGCUGUGGAAAAUAAAUCGGCCAGGUGAUGCACGUGUCCGGUACAUACAUAUACUAAAUAUAGACCAAGUGUCCGAACAAUCUGAUUGGUUAAUAACUGCAAGUCACGCAUAAAGUAUUAGUUGUAAUCAUACGUGUGGAAGACAUCGGCUACUAGUUCACUUCCACAGUAUCCCUGUUAGACAUAGCUGCUAUCUACACAGGUAUACCCGCAACAUCCGCCUCCAUAUCGGAGGAACGAACUGAGGAUAGCAAUAUCUACAUCAGAGAAUAAGUCUAUGAUGUUCACCUGAAAACAAGAAGUCGAUUAUACGCCCUUGGUCCGGGAACGUCAGGAACAGCGGGAUCACCCGUGUUCCGUGAGGUGAUCCACUGACGUCCUUGUACCCGAGUGUAAAAAAAACCGCCAUUUGUUCGCCAUCUGUAAUCAUCUUAUCACCUGUCGGAAUGGCCAGUAUGGACGCAUCCAAGGUGAACACCAACACCACUGACGUCUAUGAUACGUUGUUUGACGUUAGCAAGUGUUCCACGAAUGUGCUCAGCUAUAUCUACGCGUUCAUAGGACUGGCCUGUUUGGCUGUUAUAAGUGUUGGUAUUCUCGUCGUCUCCAACAUUUUACAGAGGAAAAAGCUUGGGAAGAACUACGUUGACAUCAUUUCCGGUUUUGCAGUAAUCCAGCUUUGUUACUGUCUUGUAAACACGCUAGUCAUAUUUCUACACCAGCUCGGCCACUGCGGCUGGGUACACCAAAGCGCCGGCACGUGUAAGUUUAUGUGGUGGUGGAAACAUGCUUCGUUUGUAUCUGGGAACUAUAUUUUAGUUUUGAUCUGCACGUGCUCAAAGUUACUGUUUGUGUCGGGGAAGUCCGAUACCCGUAGAUCCUUACCCGUAGUUAUAGGGUUCUGGGUGAUAGUCCUCGUGUCUUCAUUAUUUGUUAUCCCGUAUCUGGUCUUCACGGAAGUAGUGAACGGGAGAGUCCGUCGGAAUUCGGAUAUUAUCACCACCAGCUACUGUCACAUCGGUGCUGGGCACACUAGCCAUCUUGAGAUAAUUGAAUUCUGUUUUGGAACAGUUCUUCCGGCAAUAUGUGCCUUUCUCAGCUUAAUACCACAUUUUCUUGGUGCGUGGACCAGAUUCGACAGUGGAAUUAUGAGUUAUUUUCGUCGAACACCGGAGGACAAACAUGAUGGUGACGGAGAGAUUGAUGUCAGGAAACGUCUGGACAGGUACUUCUUCAAAUGUCUAGCGGCUGCCGUGUGCAUGCACGUGCUUUUAUUGGUCCCACAGCGACUUUUUGAAUUUAUCACCCAUCUGACCACAGCGCCGUCAACUCUACCAACGAUAGGCGUGAAAAACACGUCCGAAAUGAGUCCUGACGCGUGGAACACCUUCUUAGCAAUGUUUACCAUGUUCCCCCUGAUUUACAGUAUCUUCACUUUCCCGAUAUAUCACGCGCUUGCCGGAAAUCCCUUCAAGUGUCUGGCCUGUCUCGGAAUGGAGAAACCGACUACUCGACACCUGCAAAGACGCAAGCCUGUUAGACAUGUCGCAGUUACUGAAACCGCUAAUACGUAUUUCCAGAGCGUCACAUCCGAUGAAUUCGCUUCCAACUUUUAAAGAUCACGCGUACAUCUGUUGAUGAUGUCGUUAAUGAUGCAUGGUCGUCAAAUACAGUCAAUAUGAUGCGCGACAACAGAACAAUACAACUAAUUACAUCGCGUUGAAGUGAGGUAUCGCACACGGUAUUCUUACCUAUACAACUAAACGAAGAACAUGUGGAGCCAUGUCGGAUAGUCACGUGUUUGUCAUGUGAUGCAUCAUGUGAUAACAAUGACACUUGCUGGGCGUCAUUUUGCAAUGACACACCCAAUCUCGAAGCAAAUCAAAUUUCGUCCUUCUUCAACAGAAAUGUGCGCAAAGCUUAGUAUUCAACCAGACGGUUAUAUUCAGAACUGGAGACAUCCCCUGAUAUCAAAAGAAAAAAAGGGACCCACAUCAAUUAUGGCAUUUCUAAGGACCAUACCAGGAGUUCAUAUGUUGCUCAAUCAAUCAGAGGGGUUGUCAAUCAGUACGGUCUUGAUUGAACUUUCUUCAACAUUCAACACAACUUCACGUGAGUGGGGAAAGUUUAAAAAAAAACUAUAGUGUGUCAGAUUCUACUUAGCAUCGACCGACUUCAGAGUAUAGACGUUAACAAGGACAGAACACGGCCAAUUAUGGUCUUUCAAAAAUGAAAGGUGUUGCAAUUUUUAAGUUAUCACAUUGGAGUUAGAAUAAAAUAUCUUGUUGGCUAUCAAU
Molecule: messenger RNA, 2337 nt
Organism: Pecten maximus
Lineage: Eukaryota; Metazoa; Mollusca; Bivalvia; Pectinida; Pectinidae
Exons: 2
Coding region: 487-1656 (389 amino acids)
Source: RefSeq, a predicted model, not a curated record